Molecule: messenger RNA, 1482 nt
Organism: Drosophila rhopaloa
Lineage: Eukaryota; Metazoa; Arthropoda; Insecta; Diptera; Drosophilidae
Gene: Fgop2
Product: FGFR1 oncogene partner 2 homolog
Exons: 2
Coding region: 212-1159 (315 amino acids)
Source: RefSeq, a predicted model, not a curated record
GUUUGGGAUUUAAUAAGCUGUCAGCCAAUAAUUGGGUCGUCGUCAAAAUUUCUAUUAGUAUCGUUUUUUCUAUACAUAUUUUGGCCGAAAAAUCAAAUGAAGCGGUUAAGCUAAGGUCCAAGCUGCUCCAAUCCCGCACAGAACAGCCCGAAGCAGAGGGCCUGGCCUCAAAAACAAUAGAAAUCAUUAAAUCGCAACCGCACUGGGCAGGAUGUCGAACCUAUCCGUGGGCCAGAUGAUAAUGGACGCGCAGCGCAUGGCCAGCCGGGUCAAGGACCUGGACGCUCUAGGUACGGCACUCCUGGAGGAGGCGGAGACGAACAAUCGGCUGGUGGAGAGCCUGCGACAAUACCAGGACGACAUAGAAUCACUUAACCGCAUCUCGAACAACAAGACCAACGCGGACAUGGUCAAUCGUAUCCAGCAGCAGAACAUCAACAGCUCGGAGAUCCUCAAGGAGAACCGCGAGCUAAAGAUCUGCAUUGAGGACUACGAGCGCGUCAUGGAGCUGAUGAUGCAGAAGUAUCGCGAGCAUACUGUUUCCAAGGUCUUGGACAGCAAGUUCAGCUUCAAAGAGCUGUACAACGAGCGCAUGUGGCAAGUGAUCCGGGAGCAGCGCGAAAAGAUAAACGAAAUGGCCGCCGUAAUGCAGCGGGCGGCCAGUGUGGACGACGGCGUAGUGCAGCGGGAACUGCAGACCAUUUCCCAGCUGCGCCUGGAAAACGAAACGCUGCGGGAGCUGCUCCAGAUUUCCAAGCAAUACGGCUCCGCUCAGCGACCAAUCCGCGAAAGCGACCACCUGCUAGAGGAAAAGGCCGUGCAGACGGACAGCCUGGCGGACGACUCCGCCGACGAUCUGUCCAUAUCGGGCGCCUCGGUGGAGAACAUAAACAACAACUCGGUUAUCCAAAUGUACAACAGCCCGGAACAGCCGGCAAAGGCCACCGCCGCCACGAACACAUUCAACACUGCCCCAGUUCAAAGUCAAAGUGAAUCACCAGCACCCUUUGUGGCGCUGGAAACUGCUGCGACGGCUGAGCAGCCGGUAGCCAACGAGAACAACAACGGACCUGCAGUCAACUCAACCAGUGCGCUGCCGCCAGCGACGACGCCAAACGAAUCUGACGAGCAUCAGGCGCCUGCAGCGCCCGCAACAUGAUAGGCGCAGGUGCUCCACGUUGUUGUUUCAUUUGGACUUCUUUUCGAUCGCAGCGCUGUUUUAUAUUCUUUACUCACCCAGUCACAAAACAGCCCGCAAAUGAAGAGGGCACACAUAACCUGCAUUAGGUCUUAGCGAUUGAUAAUCUCUAAGUAAUUUAUACAUACGCAUUACAGCAUAAUGUCCAUACGCAUUGUAAACAAUGAAAUUCAUAAUUCAAAGGAAAGAAACCCACUCACACACACACCAAUGUAAUGUACAAUGUACUCUGUCGAUUUUAUGAUUUCUAAAUAAAUUCAAUAACAAAUCGAGGAUUAACCAAA